Molecule: messenger RNA, 3281 nt
Organism: Priapulus caudatus
Lineage: Eukaryota; Metazoa; Priapulida; Priapulimorpha; Priapulimorphida; Priapulidae
Product: germinal-center associated nuclear protein-like
Exons: 16
Coding region: 1-3237 (1078 amino acids)
Biological process (GO): mRNA export from nucleus
Cellular component (GO): transcription export complex 2; nucleus; cytoplasm
Source: RefSeq, a predicted model, not a curated record
AUGCAUCGUUACUUCAACCAGGUCCGUACUCUCGCGAUCAGGACCAUACUGCUGGCAUACACGACACACAAGAAGAGUGUGCAGCUGCCACUAGGGGAGCUGGUGCGUGCGCUUGCGUUCGGCGGGGCGGCGGAGGCGCGCGCGUUCUGCGAACACUUCGGCCUCGACGUCGGAGACGAGAUGGUGCUGCUGCACCGCGCCGCGUUCAUGACACCAGAGGGCGCUCUGCCGCCGCGCCGCUCCGCCAUCAUCGAGGAGAAACGCCUCAUCUCGGUCGGGGAGGUCGUUAAUGGCGGCCCGCUGCCGCCGAUCACCGCUCACGUGCCGGCGUCAAGCUUCGACGUGAAUGGUCGAUACAGGACGACAUUGCCCGUCGCCAUGACGACGCGCCCGCCUCCAGUCGAGGAUGCGUUGCCGGGGGCGACGGCGACCGGGAGCACGCUGGAGUCGUCUGCUUCCGUGGCGGCGGACACGGAAACAAGGUUGCUGGCCGCGUCCAUACCAAGCAACGCAAUCAAAGAGUUUGCACGUGAACUCUGUCUGGAGGUCAUCCAAGAUAUGUGUCGCGACGUCGCCGUGGCAACGGUUGUCAACACGAAGGCGAUCAUCAGCAGCGUGUUCGGCAUCGUGAGCAGCGUGCUGGAAGAGGUGGUUGCCACGGAGAUACGGUUGCAUGGAGGUCAUCCUCCAUCUUGUCCUAUUCCCUCGCACUGCUUCUAUCCAGAGUUUCCGCCGGUAGACUGGAAUUCCGAGGAGCGUCUCGCUGACAUAGAGGGCGCUGUGAGUGCGCUGUGGCUGCCGGCCGUCGUCGCGGAGCCGUGUGAUUCGUGGACGGCGGCGUGUGACGCGGUGUGGAGCUACGUCGGCAUGGUGACGGGGGCCGACGGUGACGAUGACAACGAUGAGGCCAGCAUCACGCUGAUAUCAAGGUUACAUUUGCAUGAGCGCAGAACACUCGCGAGCGUGGAUGAGCCGUUAGCGCAUGAGCUGCGGCCUACUCGCGUCCUCACGCUCACCAUGACCUACCUGGUGCGCCACCUCAUGCACCGCGGCGUCGACGGCCACACAGAGUGGUACGACUUCCUCUGGAACCGAACCCGCGGAAUCAGGAAGGACAUCACGCAGCAGGACCUGUGCAGCGUCGAGAGCGCCGCCUUGGUGGAGAAGUGCGCGCGCUUCCACAUCCACUGCGCGGCGCGGCUCUGCGAGGAGGAGAUGAUGACCUUUGACCCGAAGAUCAACGACGAGAACCUGACGAAGACGCUGCAGACGCUCAAGCAGAUGUACGACGACCUCGAGAGCGACGGGAAGACGCGUUGCGCCGGAGAGGCGGAGUUCCGCGCGUACGACAUCCUGCUCAACCUGAACGAGGGCGACAAGCUGAGGCAGGUGUCGCACUAUCGCACGGAGCUCAGGAUGUCAGAUGAGGUGAAGUUUGCUGUGAAGGCGUUCUCUGCUCUCAACAGCAACAAUCUGCGUCUGCUCAACCUGGCGCUGGAGCAGGAGAGAAGGAAGCUCGAUGCCAGGGAGCUGCGGCUGAGGGAGGAGGCGGAGGCAGACACGAGGGAGAAGGUCGCGGAGGACGUGCGGGAGGAGAUCGAGGCGUCGGUCGUCGCGGAGGAGGUCGCGGGAGUCGCCGUCGACGAGAUGAGGGAGGUGGCGCUGUUGUUGCAGGAGCAGCAGCGCUCUCUGGUGGCUGCAGUGCUUACCUCUGAACUGCUUGACGACAUGGUGACGACGGAAUGUGGCGCCACCUGCCGGGACGUUUACGCGACCGACGUUGAGGAUGUUCAGUUGUUUCUUGCCGAGCAGAAACGAAAAGUCGAGCGGCUGCGUCUGGCGCGAUACUUCCGCAAGUGGGUGAACGCCUACGCAGGGCGUCUGCGUCUGCGCGGCUCGAUGCUCGCCUUCCCCAGCGCGCCGCCGAUGGUCUCCGCCGCACAGCAGUUCGCUCGCCUGCACCCAGGGGGCGCCACGAAGCGUGCGCGGGUCGGCGAGGAGUCGCCGCUGGUGCUGGAGCGUAGGCAGAAGUACGCGUCGCAGGCUCUCAGCCUUCACGGGUACAUCCAUCUACUACAGCAGGAGUUGGCAUGGAAACCGUUGAACAUACCACACCUCAUCGCACCACACCUCACGAAGCGACGCUCGCGCUGGCUGCAUCUACUACUGGAAGGUGGCGACAUUGAGCUGUACUCGUGGACGUCGAACAAUGGCAGGCGGCGAUUGGAGUUUGCGUCACAGCAGUCGACGGUGACGACCCGGUGGCACUUGGUCCUGUACUCGGUGGACGUCGAACAAAAUGCAAGGCGGCGAUUGGGUUGUGCGUCCAUGCUGUCGAUGUCGGGACGGAAGUAUCUUACUGGGCCUGAAUCUGAACGCAUAUGGGUGACUGCGUCUGAGAUAACAACAACGUGCUUCCGCCGGGACCUCAUGUAUGAUUACCUUUCUUACAGGAGUUUUGCGCCGAUGCCAGAGCGAGCUAUCGGCUUGCCUCCUGGAAAGCAAACUUGGCGGCCACCGCUCACCGCUGCCGUGGUGAGUCUCGCACUCGAGCUGGGGCCGCUGGUGCGAUGGACAGCGGGUUACCACGGGACGUUGAGGGCUCGUGAUCGCAGCGCGGUCGUCUGCUGCCGGCCUGGGGCUCUUGAUGCGUUUCGCCCGCCGGUGACGUGGACCGAGGCUUCCUGCAGGCAGUACCGAGCAGACGCCGUCACCCUGAACGACACGGUCGCCACGGCAACGCAGACGCACCGCGAGGAGCGUGUCGACGCGAGCGCACUGCAGCCGGCGCCCCCUGGCAGCACAGCCAGGAAGGUCGACGUAACGUUCCGCGACAAGGAUCCGCUGCGGACGGUCGCCAUGACGACGCGCGACCGGCUCGCCGCGCGUCUGUCGAGCGAGAAGAGCGAAUCGGACGCCUUCGAGAAAUACCUCGCGUCGGCGCUCAACGCGAGCGCAGAGGGCGCCGGCAUCGCGUCGCCCGACUACGGCGCGGAGACGCCUCCUGGUGGCGGGGAGGUGAAGCGAUCGUCGUCGUCUGCUCUCGCGACGCCAGCGCGGGGCAAGUCGCCUCGUCUGUCCUCCUCGGGAGCGGACGCGUCUCCGCGCGAUGCUGCCGCGCGUGGCGCCAUCUAUGGUGGUGACCUGAACAGCAGCAUCGGCGAGCUGCGGGAGAGCGUGAUCCUGAGCAAGGCGGAGAGCGUGCGGGACGAGCUGAAGCUGAGGAUGCUGCUGUGAGCCUGCGGGAGAGCGUGAUCCUGAGCAAGGUGGAGAGCGUGCGG